AUGGGUAGGCAGACGUCCCUCCGUCGCGCCGUAGAUUUCAGUCACGUCGCGUCUAGCCAAGGUAGAGAAACUCUUCUGUCUCUCCACCCCGCGACACGUCUCACGGUUACCUAUCUAAGCAGAACCAACAUCCUCCACAUCUUCCAUUCCCAUUUCAAGAUGUCUGCCGCAACCAGGAACCAACAAGACUCCUACGAAGCAAUCAAGGAGCGCAUCAAGUUCAACAUGCUCUCCAUCGUGCUGGAGGACAUCCUUGUCGUGGCCCCCGAGCACGUCAACACCCCAAACAAGGUUUCCCGAGCCUAUCACACGGCAAGGGAGGAAGCGAUGCACGGCUACUACGAGCACCUCUGCCUCGGCAACCCCCACCCCGAAGUCCUUGUGGAGGCCGCUGUGGAGUGGGCGACAGCAAUCCAGUUGUGGAUGAAAUUUGUGAGAAGAAACGUCGAGAUGUGUCCUGCGCUUGUUUUCAGAGCGGAGUGUGAGGAGCAUUUGACGAGACCGUCGGAAGCUUGGUUGCACCAUUCCUACCCGUAUCCUCAACUUUCCCCUUGCAAUGCGAUGGCACCAUCUUUGAAGCAACAGCAAUUUUGUGUAGGUAGUCCACCCAUGACGGCAGCGUAUUCGAGGACAGAUCAACAGAAGGAGUCUGCGAGCAAAUACACGUCGUGA
Messenger RNA from Neurospora crassa OR74A, 672 nucleotides. RefSeq lists its product as hypothetical. Bases 1 to 672 code for a protein of 223 amino acids. The transcript is spliced from 5 exons. NCBI's taxonomy places the organism in Eukaryota, Fungi, Ascomycota, Sordariomycetes, Sordariales, Sordariaceae. The record is from RefSeq and is a predicted model, not a curated record.